Messenger RNA from Annulohypoxylon truncatum, 1541 nucleotides. Its product is annotated as SWIB-domain-containing protein. The transcript has 4 exons. The coding region runs from base 94 to 945 and encodes 283 amino acids. Lineage: Eukaryota; Fungi; Ascomycota; Sordariomycetes; Xylariales; Hypoxylaceae. The record is from RefSeq and is a predicted model, not a curated record. Gene Ontology annotation, biological process: transcription initiation at RNA polymerase I promoter; nucleolar large rRNA transcription by RNA polymerase I. Gene Ontology annotation, cellular component: nucleus; RNA polymerase I upstream activating factor complex. Gene Ontology annotation, molecular function: RNA polymerase I cis-regulatory region sequence-specific DNA binding.
AUAAUAUAACUGCCAUUACCGCAACUUACACAUCGUCAUAUUCCUAAUUCUAUCGUAUCUAGUAAUUAGUAGCCGGAAAUAUACCACGAUAUCAUGGCUGCGCCUUUGACCGCGGAGGAGGAGACCCGUUACACGGAAAUCAUCGACGGGAUCCUGGCCACGGCAGAUCUCGAGACCGUCACGCGCAAGAAGAUCCGCAUGGGCCUCGAGGCUGCUCUGGGCGGAAAAGACCUGAGCGAUCAAAAGCACGCCAUCAAGGCUCUCAUCGAAGAGCGCUUCGACGCCAUCUCUUCCGCCGCGCCGCCGCCCUCCUCGGCAAUUCCUCAGCCCGAAUCGGCUUCUCCGCGCCCGUCGCCCAAGCGGCAGGCCAACGGCUUCGACGAGAGUAGCCACGACGUCGAGGACGACGCUAACGGAGACGAGAUCAAGGUAUCGGUGCAACCGCCGAAGAAGAAGCAGCGCAAAGAGAAGAGCGAAGACACCGAAGACGCCGACGCCAAAUUGGCGGCUCUCCUACAGGCCCAGGAAAAUCAGCGAACUCGGGCAACCCGCGGAGGCGGAAAGCCCAAGGCGCCCGCGAAGAAGAAGAAAAAGGCGACGCCUCGAAAGAAGAGCGACAAGAAGGUCGGCGCCGAGGACGACAGCGACGUGGAGGGAAGCGAGGAGUCGAAUAACAAGCCGCGAAAGGCCGGCGGAGGCUUCCAGAAGCCUUUUAAUCUCAGCUACCCGCUCGCAGAGUUAUGCGGGGAGCCACAGCUAUCCCGACCGCAAGUCGUCAAGAAAUUGUGGGAGCACAUCAAGGGCAACCAACUACAAGACCCCAACGACAAAAGACAGAUUCGCUGCGACGAGAGGAUGCAGGCAGUUUUCAAGCAGGCGAAGGUCGACAUGUUCCAGAUGAACAAGCUGGUGGGAAACCAUCUUUAUCCCGUCGACGAGGAGUAGUCGACGGGGCGGGGAGAUCGUUCCUCGGUCUACGCCUUCCGAGGCGGUCCAAGGGGAUGUAGGGGGGGUACGUUGUAUCUACUUGGGAAACGGUUGCUAGGUAUGGGCGGGUUUGGCGGCUGCAUAUUCACGUAGGCGUAAGAUGCUUUGCGGGUAAUCUCCUUCGCUGCCGGACUCGUACGUUAUCAGGGAGGAUUUUGUCUGAGACUACUAGAAGUCUCCGCGACGGUACAAGAUUGGUUUGCGGGAGAGAAGGCGCAGAAACUUGACCAACCUACCUAAGGCGCUUGAGGGAAAGCUCGCUUUCCAAGGUAAUGUCUUAGAUUAGGUAACUCAAUACGACUGAAUUCAAUAACGACAUAUAUACUAUAUUGCAGUUUAGAUUGGCAAUGUUCGUGUUCCGCGGUGGUCAGCAGAUUGGGAAUUCGGCGAGCUAAAUAUCGUGGAUAGCUUCAUCACUACGGGAUAGCGGGAGUGGACGGAAUUUAGUAGCCUAUACCCUAUGUAUGGUGGUUCAUUCAUUGCUACGUGUACCUAGCAGCCUAGGUAUGUUACAAUCUUGUCUUGUAAUAUGACAUUAUGACAUUCCCUGCGCU